AGAAGCAGGUGGUGGGCAAGAGACUAUAAUUCCCAGCAUGCACUGCGGAGCGGCUUUGGCUGUUGAGCUCGUCGGGGAUUGGAAGGCAUACAAGGGAGAGGAGCCCUUGUGAAAUGGAGAAGCGGGAUGGCGGGAGCUGCGGCUUUAAAAAGGAGACUGUGAACAAGCUGCUCCAGCGCCACUUCAAAGAUGACAAAACACAAGUCAGUGAUGAUGCUCUGUUGCUGGUGGCAGAACUGCUCAAAGUGUUUGUUCGAGAGGCUGCAGCGCGAGGAGCACGCCAGGCUCAGGCAGAGGACCUGACCAGGGUGGAUGUGGAACAUGUGGAAAAAGUGCUGCCCCAGCUGCUUCUGGACUUCUGAAGAGAGAAAUGAUGCAAAGCAAGCAUUCUUUUUCACAUGGAAAUGUCUCCUGGAUGCUGGAUGAAGUGGAUCAUAGACUCCCCCCAAAAAGAAUCUAUUGCAAAGGGACUUUAAUUGUUGAGUGAUAGAGUAUUGGCAGUUCUUCCCUCUUUAAAAGCUGUUCCUCUUUUCCCAUCAUUUUCCUAGGUGUCCAGUAAUCUUACAGUGGUGCAUGAAAGGGUUUUAGAGCCUGUCUCUCCGUGUUUUCACAACAGAAGGUCUGGAGCCAAGGGCACCUGGCCCAUCUUGCCUCUUCACAUUCACAACCAGGCAGUCUCCACUUUCUUUUCCGAUGGGGAAAACAGGUGCCUUUCUUUUAGGGGUGUGUGGAAAGAGUGAGUAUGCCUGGAAGACUUCCCCACACCAUGGGCUCUCAUCACCUCAGCAAGCAUUUAAAGGCCAACUUCAGGCCUGUCUGCUGUCUGAGGUCUUAAACAGGAGCUAGCCCCAGGUCUAUGCCAACGGCAGGUACCUGAUCUUUAUUUUAUAAAUAAACAGUGCCUGUCCCUCAAUCCUUUUCAGCAUUCCACUGGGGCCAUGACAUCAAAGAGUGCUUGGAACCUUUUAACCAUUUGAUAUUCCUUUCAGAAGCUGCUUCCCUCUGCUAUAAAUUUGUUCUCACAAAGAAACUUCAAUAAAUCAAAAAUGGUCUCCCUCCCUUA
Heteronotia binoei (common prickly gecko) is the source of this 1063-nucleotide messenger RNA. RefSeq names its product centromere protein X (gene CENPX). The record is from RefSeq and is a predicted model, not a curated record. NCBI's taxonomy places the organism in Eukaryota, Metazoa, Chordata, Lepidosauria, Squamata, Gekkonidae. Bases 114 to 362 code for a protein of 82 amino acids. Gene Ontology annotation, molecular function: protein heterodimerization activity. The transcript has 5 exons. Gene Ontology annotation, biological process: DNA repair; kinetochore assembly; resolution of meiotic recombination intermediates. Gene Ontology annotation, cellular component: FANCM-MHF complex; Fanconi anaemia nuclear complex.